UGGCAAAGCGUUUAAGCUGGUGGGGGAGGAGGGGGUGCGUGGCUUACCCUCAGACGCCAAGAGGGACCGGCUGUCCCGGCUGUAGGUUUCCCCAGCACCUUACUGCCUCCGCUGUCAUUGGACACCUGCCCUUCUCGAAGUAGCGUCGCAGUGAGCAGCAAGGUCGGUCGCCUAGAACAGCACAGUCAGAGCAGAGGACGAGGGCAUAUCUGGUCGGUAUUGAUCCCUUGCCAUAAUACACGGCCGUCGGAUCUAUCGUGACAUUUGCAUGGGGCAACUGGCUCCAGAGGAGGAUACAUUUUAACAGUAGUGGUUGUAGUAGUAAGGCGCUGCAGCCGUCGCUGGGACAACCUGCUGGCUUUGUUGUUGUUACUGAGGAGGGGGGCUCUAAGCGACGGAUUUAAUCAUUAAACCGGGUUACCCCGACUUCUGUGCUACUUGCAUGGAUACAUCAUGGCCUCGCUUGUUUGCAGGGUUCAGUUUUUAGAUGACACCGAUCCAUUUAACAGUACAAAUUUCCCAGAGCCAACAAGACCACCGCAGUACACUUUUAGAGAAGACAUCCCCCUCAUCAACCAAAUUGCCGGUGUCCAUCGACUCCUAAAAGCCCCACACAAGCUCGAUGACUGUGCCCUGCAGUUGUCCCACAAUGGCACUUAUCUGGACCUGGAGUCCUCUUUGGCGGAGCAGAGGGAUGAACUGGAGGGCUUUCAGGAGGAGUCCACAGGGAGAGGCAAGAAGCACAGCGUGAUCCUGCGCACACAGCUCACCGUCCGUGUUCACGCCUGCAUCGAAAAGCUGUACAACUCCAAUGGCCGUGACUUGAGAAGGGCACUGUUUUCCCUCAAACAGAUUUUUCAGGAUGACAAGGACCUGGUGCAUGAGUUUGUGAUGGCUGAGGGUCUGACCUGCCUGAUUAAGGUGGGGGCGGAGGCCGACCAGAACUACCAGAACUACAUCCUCAGAGCUCUGGGUCAGAUCAUGCUGUACGUGGACGGGAUGAACGGGGUGAUAGGUCACAACGAGACGGUCCAGUGGCUCUACACACUGAUCGGUUCCAAGUUUCGUCUGGUGGUGAAGACAGCUCUCAAGCUACUGCUGGUGUUUGUGGAGUAUGCCGAGACCAACGCCGCUAUACUCAUCGAGGCCAUCACCACUGUGGACAUCAAGAGAGGGCGCAGGCAUUGGUCAAACGCUAUGGAGAUCUUAGAAGAGAAGGAUGGAGUAGACACUGAACUUUUGGUGUAUGCCAUGACCCUCAUCAACAAGACCCUGGCUGCGUUGCCGGAUCAGGACUCGUUCUACGACAUGGUGGACGUGCUGGAGGAGCAGGGAAUGGAUACGAUGUCCCGCAGACACCUGGGCAGGAAGGGCACCGACCUGGAUCUGGUGGAGCAGCUCAACAUCUACGAGGCGACCCUGCGUCACGAGGACGGUGACGACGACACAGAGCCCCCGCCAUCGGGCUGCAGGGACCGGCGACGGACCAGCGUGGGCGGAGGCAACGACAAGUGCAGCCUGGAGAGACGCCGCAGCAGGAGGCACUCAUUGGGCCGCUCGGGGCCCGCCUCUCCACUAAGCCCCGCCUCCCCACACCGCACAGGAUUCCAGCCCUUCAACGGGCAGAAGUCAGAGGACAUGAGCGAGAGAACUCCUCGGGUGUGUGAGUGUGUGCGCCUUCAGUCGAUUGGAUCUGCUGCCAAACAAACGCCCCCAACACAACCAGCAUCAGCAAACAAGCCCGUCGCACCCGCCGUCACAACCACGACUCCGGGAGAAAGCGAAGAGGUGAAGGAGGGAGAGAAGAAGAGGACGAGUGAAGAGUCUUCUCCUCCGUGUGGGGUCUCCCCCGACCUGCCCCAGCCCUCCCUCCUGGCGUCGCUCCUCGCCCGCCGCAAGUCGUCCAUAAGCAUCCCGUCGGCCUCGGAGGUCUCCUCUCGCCCCCUGGAGCGCCUCCCCUACCUGCCCCACUCGCCCUUCCACCUCUUCUCCUACGACCUCCCGGAGGAGAAGGAGGAGGAGGAGGAGACAACACCAAUCAAAGUCAAGGGGGACAGGAAUGGGAAGUCGUCCUUUAUCAAUCCUCCUUCUUCAGCUGCAAAGGGUGACAGGGCUCCUCUGGGGGGUCUGCUGUCCUCCUCCUACAGGCAGCACCAGGAGUCUCUGGCAGCUCAGCGCGACAGGAGACGCCUGGAGAGAGAGGAGCGGCUGCAGAAGAUUGAGAGGGAGGAGAGGAACCGCCACAGUCGGGGCUAUGUGGACAAAAUGGAGGAGGCCAGACAUGCCCGCGACGAGAGGUAUAAGACGGUGGAGCGUCUGGCAGCAGAGGAGUACGAGCGAGAGCGUGUGCGCUCAGGUCCACGUGGGCUCAGCCUGACACUAAGUCCCGACGACUCCUGUCAAUCAUCCCGCAGCGCCACGCCAACCUCCAUCGCAUCCGAGGACAUCCAGGACAUCCAGGACACGCCCGUCACUUCCUACCCUCCCUCUGAAUCAGAAACAGGAGCUGAAUUAGAACCAGACCUUAACACGAGUCCAGAACCUGAAGCGAAGGGAACCGAAUCUCCUGAGGAGGAUCAGGCCGUGGAUCAGGAGGUAGAAGAAGCGGCAGAACAGAAAGAGGAAGAGGAAGUAAUCGAACACACUGCAGAGAAGGAAGAAGCUGAGGCAGAGGAACCAGCUCCAGAACAGGAAGAGGAGGAGCCUGCAGAGGAGGAGGAGGAGGAGGAGGAGGAGCCUCAGAGGGAAGCGGCAGAUGGAGAGGCGGUGGAGGAUAGCGGUAUCCUGAGCGACAAAGAGCGCCAGAAUGAGGAAGUGAACGAGAAGGACAACUGUUCGGCCUCCAGCAUCUCCUCCGCCAGCAGCACCCUAGAGAGAGAGGAGCGACUGGCUGGGAAUAACAAUGAGACUGGUCCAUGGGCCCAGAGUGUCAAAGAUGCAGAUGUGAACGAACAGUGCAGCACGAUCCUCAACAGCAAGCUCUUCAUGCUGGACAUGCUAUACGCCCAGACCAAGAAGCCCGCCGAGGAAGACGAGGAGGAGGAAGAGGAGGAGGAGAAGAAAGAGCAGGGCCAGGAUGAGAAAGAGACCGAGGAGGACUCGGCGGCGGCCACCAUAGAAGGAGCGGUCGAGCAAACCGACAACGAAAGCGGCGAGCAAAAGUCUGAUGGUGACAAGCGUUCUUCGAACGUCCGCGCCUUUGCCGAGAAGUUCGGCGACCUGGUCAAAGGGUUGACGUCGCCCCACGCUGAGUCGCCAGAGACGCCCGAAAAGCAGCCUACGCCACCCCCGCAGCCCCCCAAGAAGGAGUCGGACUACAUCUGGGACCAGCUGCUGGCUAGCCCUCGGGAGCUGCGCAUCGGUGACAUCGACUUCACCGACCUGGGUGAGGAGGACGACCAGGACCUCCUGGACGACGGGCCCCUCAUGAGCACGGGCCACCUGCUACCUCCGCCGCCACCCCCCUGCCCCUUCAACCUGCCCCCUCCCCCGCCACUGUUCGGUUGCCCCCCUCCACCCCCCAUGCCGGGCCACAUGAGGGUGCCCCCCCCACCGCCUUGCUUCUCUGCCCCAGCACCCCCACCUCAGCCCCAAGUGGGGUCCCUCCAGCAAGAGCAAGGGGACCAGCCCCUCUUCCAGAAGAAGAAGAAGACCAUCCGGCUGUUCUGGAGCGAGGUGCGGCCCGACUGGCAGUACCGAGGUCACCGGCGCCUGCAGGGCUCGCUCUGGGCCAAGCUGGAUCCGGUGAAGGUGGACACGGCCAAACUCGAGCACCUCUUCGAGAGCAAGUCCAAGGAGAUUACCGUAACCAAGAAAGCUGCUGCAGACGGCAAGCGGCAGGAGGUCAUCGUGCUGGACUCCAAGAGGAGCAAUGCCAUCAACAUCGGCCUGACCGUGCUCCCUCCCCCACGCACCAUCAAAACGGCCAUCCUCAACUUCGACGAGUACGCCUUAAACAAGGAGGGCAUUGAGAAAAUCCUGACCAUGAUCCCCACGGAGGAGGAGAAGCAGAAGAUCCAGGAGGCCCAGCUGGCCAACCCUGACAUCCCGCUGGGCAGCGCAGAGCAGUUCCUGCUCACGCUCUCCUCCAUCAGUGAGCUCUCUGCACGCCUCCAGCUCUGGGCCUUCAAGAUGGACUAUGAGGUCACAGAGAAGGAAGUGGCCGAGCCCCUGCAGGAUCUGAAGGAGGGGAUGGAGCAGCUGGAGAAGAACAAGACGCUCCGCUACAUCCUGUCCACGCUGCUCGCCAUCGGCAACUUCCUCAACGGCUCCAGCGCUAAGGGCUUUGACCUGAGCUACCUGGAGAAGGUUCCAGAAGUGAAGGACACAGUGCACAAGCAGUCUCUGCUGCAUCACGCCUGCGCCGUUGUGGUGGAGAACUUUCCCGAGGGCACAGACCUCUACUCGGAGAUUGGCGCCAUCACUCGUUCAGCCAAGAUUGACUUUGACCAGCUGCAUGAGAACCUCACGUUGAUGGAGCGACGCUGCAAAGCAUCGUGGGACCACCUCAAGGUCGUCGCCAAACAUGAAAUGAAGCCGGCUUUGAAGCAGAAGAUGUCCGACUUCGUGAAAGACUGCGCAGAGAGGAUUAUCAUCCUGAAGAUUGUACACCGUCGAAUCAUGAACAGGUUCCACGCAUUCCUGCUGUUCCUGGGCCACCCGUCGUAUGGCGUACGUGACAUCAGCGUGCACCGGUUCAGCAAGAUCGUCAGCGAGUUUGCGCUGGAGUACCGCACCACCCGCGACCGCGUGCUCCAGCAGCGGCAGAAGAGGGCCGACCACCGCGAGCGCAACAAGACACGCGGCAAGAUGAUCAUAGACGUCAACGCCCCCAGCGAUGACGAACUGGACGUUGAGUCUGGCCGGUUAGGGGGAGGUGGCGGAGGUGGUGGCAGUAGUGGUGGCGGUGGUGGCAGCGGUGGGCCCAGCGGGGCUCAGGAGAGCCAGCAGCCUCAGGGCCUGGGUCACGCAGCGGACGCCGCCGAGCACGAGAGCAUGAAGGCUGUGCUGAAGAGCACCCUGCAGGGCGGCGACAAAGAGCCCUCCAUGGUGCCCGGCCAGCGCAUUCGAACACGGACCAGGCCCAGCAGAGGUCGCACAGCCUGGUCCUCGGCAGCCAAUGAGGACGCGGUGUCCUCGACAGCCAAUGACGACGCAGAGGACGCGGACGAGAUCAUGGAGCGCAUUGUGAGGUCGGCUACGCAGGGGCCUAGUAAAAGGGCCGAGCCACGGGAGAGGAGGCGGUCCCGCGCCAACCGCAAGUCACUGAGGAGGACCCUGAAGAACGGGCUGACGCCGGAGGAAGCACAAGCUCUGGGAUUGGCUGACAACCCAGAGAUGCCAGUGUGAAAAAAUCAGAAUGUACAUCUGAAACUUUGCGGACACACACCCCUUACCGACCUUCUGGAGCGCACACAACCUCUCCACGAUACCCCACACCCCACCAACCCCAUCACACUCCGGGCCUUCCCUUUACCACCGCCCACAACAUUCAUCAGCCAAUCACAAGCCCUUCAACAACCCUUCCUCCCUGCAGCUGAUGCCGCCAUCGCUACUGUAUGUGUCCAUGUAACUUCCCGUGGCGUUGUAGUCAUAUGUGUGUGUUUACCUCCCUUGUUAGGUGUCGCAGAAACAUGGGCAGAAUGCAUUUUUUAAAUUAAACAAACUGUGGGUUGUUUCCGAGAGAGGGACAUCGAUGAGAAGAAGAAGAAUCUUGUUUGGAAGAAACAAUUAUGACCUGGAGUGAAAAAGUGAAGCAUUUGUUACGAUUGUGACUUGGGGUUUGAUCCGAUCAUCUCGCAAUGUUUAUUGUUGUGGCUAUUUUUUUAUCUUUAGGGAACUUAUUCAAGAACGGUACGCCUAUUGCCUAGCGGAUACAGCAAAAGAGCAAGAGACAACAACCACAGACUCUUAAUUUCAAAUAUGUUCAUCUGAAAAUAAUUGUAACAACCCAAGUAAAACAAUGAAUAGCUCUUUCCCUUCACACUACUUUCAGUUUGGCUUUGCAAUUACACAAACUCAUGUACUGUCCUGAUAUGAAAUAUACUUGGGAAUACAGGUCUGUAAUCAUGCAGAAAUAAGGCAUUUACACUCACACACACACCUACAUAAAGAAGGCCUUCUACUGAAUACCAAACUGUGUGAUGUAGGAUGAGCAGUGGUAUCCUUUCCUUAUCCUAUCCUUGUAGAGUUGUUACACAUGGGUGUAGAUUCAGGAUUUUGAGGGUUACCCUUCUGUAUUAGGGUGUGUUUGCUCAGUGAUAAGGGAUGCCCAUCUUGUUCUAGAAGUCGCCAUUAGCUUAGCUUUCUUGUCUCUCAGAGGCCUUCUCAGUCCACACCUUUGAUGUUUGAAAUUCACCUCUUGUCACCAUUGACUGCGUUGCUCAUCUCAUCAUUACACUAUUUGCCAAUCUGCAUGUCUCCACCUUCUGUGCUUGCUUUAACUCUGAGCACAUUGCCAGCUCUUCUGCCACCUCUCCCCUGCCCUUGGGAGAUCUUUAUAUUAACUUGGCACGGAGUUGUUUGCUGAGACACAUAUUGGACAGUGAUGAACGCUGCAAAAGAGACGUCAAUUGCUUUUAGAGACUUGAUUUUAGAAGUUGUUACUGACACACUGUCCACUUGAAGUUAGAGGAAGACAGGGGUAAUUUAAAGGGAAGGUUUUUUUUUAUUAUUUUACAGGUAAUUUUCCAGAAUGACAAAGUAUCUUCAACCCAAUGACGUCUUUUGUUAUUGUGUCCGCUCAUCAUGAGUGUCGAAGGUUUUAGUUUGGUAUGUGCCUUCCUGCAACAUGAGGCUGUAGAUCUUGAGAAGGUAGUUUCCCGAUUCAUUUACAGCACAUAUGAUCAAGACUACAGAUCACCAUCAGAGCUCAAGUCAGUUGGAUUAGUGUACAACAAUGUUUUUCCAUAGAUCAUCUUUUGGAAAAUAUUGAUUAGGAUACAGAAAGUCUGCAAGAAGCUGAUUGUUUUGUUGUUGUUAUUAUUGUUUUUGUGUCAUUUCCAGGUACUAUAUUACGAUUUCAUUAUUUAUUGAGGAGAUUCACAGUAAUAUUUGAGAAGAACAUUGGGAUUUUGAUAAACAAUGCUGUUCGAGAACCGUAGAUCAGUUUAUGACGCGGUAGUCUGGCACCGUAAUCCUAAACUCUUGCGUGUGACAUUCAUGGAACCAUUGUCAUAAUUAUUGAAAGUGAGAGAGGAUCUCAUUCAGACUCCUUUCUAGUCAAUCUUAUACUGGAAAUUGUAAAAAGGACAAAUGUGUACAAAAAUUAUAAACAUUUAAAAGAAGGAUAUUGUAAAAAAAAAAAAAUACUAAAAAAAAAAGUAUGUAAAUGCCCUGCUUUGUUGUCAAGUUUGUUUGUUAUGUAAUGUUAUUUUUUGUAAUUUCUGUAGAAUAGUGUAUUAUAGACAAAGAGCAGUGUUAUUCUAUUAACUGUAAUUUAAGAGAAAAGAAGAAGCCAUGCAUGGUCACAAAUAUUAAAAUACAUACUAACUCCUUUUUUGGAAACGGCUUUCAACCACAAUUUUGUUUGGUUUUGUUUUAAACUAUCCAUAACUUUCUGCUUUUUUCAGAUUCUUGUCAGCUCAUAACUCCAUAUAAAAAUGAAUGAAAUGCUGUCACAUUGUGGAAUUAGAUGCCUACACUGUUUUGAAGCUCCUGUCUUUGAAUUUACUUGUCCACUGGAAACAGUAGACUACAUAUACACAACCUGCAAUAAAGCCUUGUAUGAUCAGAA
This is a messenger RNA of Clupea harengus (Atlantic herring), 7735 nucleotides long. It is a transcript of the gene fhod3a, whose product is annotated as formin homology 2 domain containing 3a. Gene Ontology annotation, biological process: cardiac myofibril assembly; cortical actin cytoskeleton organization; sarcomere organization. The record is from RefSeq and is a predicted model, not a curated record. Gene Ontology annotation, cellular component: cytoskeleton; cytoplasm. The transcript has 28 exons. Bases 454 to 5349 code for a protein of 1631 amino acids. NCBI's taxonomy places the organism in Eukaryota, Metazoa, Chordata, Actinopteri, Clupeiformes, Clupeidae. Gene Ontology annotation, molecular function: actin filament binding.